AUGGUUUCUUCAUGUGCUAAGGUCAAUUUUUAUCAGUUUAUUCUUUUCAAAAAUGACACCUAUAUAAUUGGUUAAGACUAUUUAAAAGGGAUAAGUAUAUUUGAUCUUACUAAUUUCAAUGAUUAACUUGAGUAGGGAAAAACAAAUAUACUGCUAAAUCCUUCUCUUUUAAAUUGGUCGAUGGUACAGGGUGGAUUUCAAUAUUCAUCUACUAUAGAGAUUAACCUAGAAUAAACUUUAAUCUAUGUUGGAGCAAGAUCAUCAGGCAUUUAUGUGAUUGAUAUUACUAAUACUUUAAGUCCUGUAGUGUUCUAAUUCAUACAAAUCUAAGAUGACAUAUUUUAGUUAAUCCUAUCCUACAACCUCUCUUACUUAUACUUAUCAACUAAAAUGAGUGUUUUUGUGUAUUAGAAGGAUCAGGCUAAUUUAUAGAUGAACUAUCCUAAUAUGUAUAAUAAGCAUUAAUCCACUCUAUCUUCUAUCUUAAAUACACCAUAUGGUUGGAGAAGUCUUUUACUAAAAGACGAUAAAACUCUAAUUGUAACAUGCAAUAAUUAUGGAGUUGUUAUUGCUUAAUUUAACUAAACUAGUAUUUAACAACCUUUAUAAGUGUUAAGUACUAUUUCUUAUCCUUUUCUAACAUAUACUGAUAAUAUCAUGCUGUUCAGAAACGAAACAUACCUAUUAGUCCCUGUUUAAGAUCCUGCUGGAUAUAUUCUAGAUGUAUAUGAUAUUUCUAACAAAGCUUCUCCAUAAGUUGUACAGCGUAUAGCAUCUUAAACUUCUGCUUAUAUCUAUUCUAUGUCCAAAAAUUAUGAUGAAACACUUUUUGCCUGCUAAAUUUUAAAUUAAUUAGCUUUUUAUCAAAUUUCUGGUAAUAUUUUAUUUAGCUUAAUUUCUUCAUAUGAAAUUCCUUUGUCUUUAUCUAAUAACUAAUCUAAUGAUAUGGUUAUUUUAAACGGUUUUCCAUAUAUAAUAUUGCUGUUUAGGGCAAUAUCAAUAUGUUCUUUAGAUAUUACCGACCUUAUAAACCCUUUUAUUGCUAGUAAAAUUGUUUCUUUAGGAGCUGAAUAAAUAGUUUAAGGAACUUAUUUAAAAAAUUUUUGUUUUAUUGCAGAUGGUUUGCAAGGAAUAUCUGUGAUUGAUUUAGCUUAGCUGCCUAAUUUAGUAAUUAUUUCAAAUGUUUAAAUUAGCGGAUAUACUAACUAUUUAAACCUCAUUAUGAAUGAGCAGUUUUUAAUUACUAGCCAGCUUAGCGGAGGAGAAUCAGCUUCAGUAUCUCUUAGUCCUAUUUAAUCUCCUCAAUUAAUUAGUCAGCUUUAAUAUAAAAAUGAAUUCGCUGCUGCUUCCUCUGUUACAAGUAACUCUACUUUUUUAUUUGCUAUAAAUGCUGGUGGUGUUAGGAUAAUUCCAAUAAAGGCAAAUAUUUUUAUUCACUAUGAAUUUUCAUAGAUUGUCAAAGAUAAUACAGGUGUUGUAAAUCUAAUAAGAUUAAAGCAAAUAGACUAAAUUCUUUCUGUAGGUUAAACAAUUUAGAUAACUCUUAAUCCGCUUUAUCCUAUCUAAGGAUCACAAGUAACAAAUGCUUACUUUGUUAGUAAUGGUAUUUUAUACGAUUUACCAUCCUGGAUGGUAUUUGACAUUUAUUAAAGUACUCUAACUUUGAGUAUUACCAAAGAUUCGCUUACAAUAAUCAGCGCAGAUAGCUAAAAAAAGAGUGAUAUUACAAAGUAGACAGUUGUAUUUGUAACUAAAUUACCUCUCUCGCAAAAUUCAUUUAUUUUUAAUAGUGAAAUUACAGAUAACAUAGUAAUUAACCAAAAUAUGAGUGAAUAAAUUUUUUUAGCAUAUAAAAAUAUAGGAGUAAUAAAUCAUAUGAACUAAGUAUCUGACCAAUUUGCUGAAGAUGAGACUUUUACUCCUCCAAAUAUUGAUGGACUUAAUUUAACUGAUGAAGCAUUAGUGAAAAUUUAAAGAGUUUUGUAGAUGAGCUUAACUUAUUCUCCAGUGGAUCUACUUUUAUAAAAAUCAUUAAAAGUAGAUUUCACAUUAGAAAAUAAUUAUAUUUAAUCAUAUUCGCCAACUGCAAGCAUUUUAUUUAUUAUUAACUAAACAGAUGGAAAAUUUGUUAAUAGAUUAUAUUCAAGUGUGGUAACUUCUUUAUCUGAGAAGUAGGAUUAAAUUUAAUUAUCAGGAAAUAUUAAAAGCUUAAAUCAACUCUUAUAGCAAUAAAUUUAAAUAUAUUUAUAUGAUUAAAAAAAUACUAACAUAAAGAUUAAUAUUUAGAUCAGUGAUGGAAUAAAUAAUGACUUUAGCAGUGAAUAUUAACUUGAUUAACUCUCUAAAAUACUUUAAGUUAAAAAAAUUAUUUCCAUCAGCCCUGAAAAUAAGCUCUAAAUAUAAGUUAAUAACUAAUAUCCUGAAUCUCAGAUUGAUAUAGAUAGCUAAGUAGAUAUACAGUUUUCUUUUAAUACCUACAAUGAUGCUAGUUUCAAUGAAUUAUAAUUUUAAGCUUACUAUAUAAUAAAUGAUAAAUAAUAAGUAUUAACUAUUUAGUAAAGCGAAAUAUAAUUCGCUCCUCAGUAGUUUAAGUUUAAUAUAAAAACAUCUACUUAAGACUUUGGAAGAGAGUAUUGCUUAGGUGUAAAUGCAACAGAUUCUUAUUCUUGGGUAUUUGAUUCCUUUUGUGUUACAGCUACUGUCAUUUCAUUCGAGGUGUUUUUAAAUAUAUUUAUACAAGUAUUAGGACCUUUACUUUUUUUCUUAGGAAUUUUUAAGUAUUGGAAUUAAUUUUUCAAUAUGCUAUUUAACAACAAAAAUUAAUUAGGCUAAAAGAAAGUUGUAGAAAAUAAAUAAUUUGUCUUAAAAUUCAUAGUAGUAGAUGACUGCUAUACCAUAGGUCAAAAGCUUUUCAACGAAUUUAUAAAAAACCUCAAAUAAAAAAAAAUUCCAUAAAAUUUAACAAUAAAUCAAUAAUCUACUAUAAAUAGUUGUUAAUUAAAGAGUAACAUCCUCAAAUAUAGCUUGAAAAAAUUUGAAACAUAAGAAAAUAGCAUUUAUUUGAAUAAUGAAACAGAUAUCAGUGAUCUUUUCCCAUUGAAAAGACAGAAUGUCUAAGCUCAGUCAAUAAUUAAGAGAACAGUAAGAAUUUUAAACUAAAAAAGUUUUCGUAUUAGAGAAAUAAACUAUAAAAACUUUUAAAAUUAUAUCACAAAUAACUAAGAAAUAGAUGUUAAAUCUUUUAUAAACGAUUUACUUAUUUCUAAUAAACCUAUUAGUUAAUAGGGUAUAACAAUUCAUCCUAAAUAGCUAUAGAAUGAAUUAAAUGAUUCUGGGAGCAUUCUAUAUAAUUGCUUAUCUGGGCUUCUUUUUAAAUAAAUUCUAAAAUUAGACAAACGUUCAUUUAUUGUUUACUAAUUCAUAAAGUUAAUAGCAUAAAUAUGUAAUAAAAAGUCUUCAAACUAGUGGACUUAAUUUGUUUCAGAAUCUAAUCCAGUCUUAAAGUAGAAUCAUAAUCAACAAGAAGAAAUCAUCCCUUAAAUUUAAAUAAAAACAUAAAAUUUAAUCAAAAUUAUUAAUAUUUUACUAAAAAGUAUGAAAAAAAACAUAUUAAUUAAUUUCUAUGAACUAAACUAGUAAACUAUUUUUAAUGAAUUGGGAAUAAAUAUAUCCUUAAUUUUAGAUAACAUCAUCUCAGACGCUAUUGGAGUAGCAAGUCCAACAAACAGUUCUCUCUAUCCCAAUAGUGGAGAGAGUAUUCAUCUUUAAGAACACUAAAUUAAAAAAGUAUAAGCCUAUGUAAAAUCUAAGAAUUCUAAAUUUUUGUGUCUAAAGAGGUUACUUAAAUUGGACUAUCAACCCCUCUUCUCACGCAAAAAUUAAUAAUUACCAUCUUGGUUAAAAAUUAAAAUUGAAAAAUAAUUAAUUACUCUUUAUGGAACAGUACCUUCCAGAAAAUGUAAUAAAAAAAUAAAAAUUUGCAUUUUCGAUAAUAACAAUUGCAUUAUUCGUUAAGUUAACUUGAAAAUAAUAAAACAGUAUGAUGAAAAUUUACAGUAGAGAGCUUAACGUGAUAUAUAAAUAUCUGACUCAGAAUAAAUAUAGCCAAUAUUUAAAAAUACUGAAAAUGAUACUUUGGAUAAGUUGUCUCCAACCAUAUUUGAAAGCAAUGAAACAGAAGGUAAUUUAAAUAAAAAAUAAAAUGAAAAACAUAAAUUUAAACUGAUAUCAUAUGGCCAAUAUAGAAAUAUAGCUGAUUCACCCAAAGAAAUUCAUUAAUGUAAAAUUAAAAAUAACAAUAUUUAAUAACUAAAUAGAAAAAUCUAAAAAUCAGUAAAUCCAUUAUUAUAUCAAACUGAAGAUUAUAUUAUUUGA
Molecule: messenger RNA, 4374 nt
Organism: Tetrahymena thermophila SB210
Lineage: Eukaryota; Ciliophora; Oligohymenophorea; Hymenostomatida; Tetrahymenidae
Exons: 1
Source: RefSeq, a predicted model, not a curated record